AUGGAGCUCCCGCUGAAUGAGGCGCACGAUGCGCUAUUCAGCGACCGGGUGCGGCGCUUCCAGGAGUUUCUGGACUCGCACGACGCCUAUGCAGACGAGAUCCGGGCGAUCCUGGUGCACAACGGCCUGAAUGCCGAGCGCGGGGACGGCGCGUGGGACAAGAAGAGCGGGCCGGCGGGCGCGAGCCUGCCGCGGCGCCUGACUGUAUCGCUUGACGACAUCCGCGAGUUCGAUAGGGCCUAUUGGACCGGCCUGCUGGUGCAGCCUGCGUACUUCUUGCCUGCGGCCGAGCGCGCGGUGACGGACCUGGCAGCGGUACUGGAAGACACGCGCGUUGCGCGGGCUGCAGGCCCAUCAAGCGAAUGGCGGCUCUCGUUCCGCGGUGCGUUCGGCGCCCAUGCGCUGUCGCCGCGGACGCUGAUGGCGACGCACCUGAACCAGCUGGUGUCGAUCGAGGGCAUCGUGACGCGCACGUCGCUAGUGCGUCCGAAGUUGUUGCGCUCGGUGCAUCUGUCGAAAAACACGGGUGCGCACUACUACCGUGAUUACCGUGAUGCGACCACGACGCUGGUCACUGAGGUUCCGACGCCGGCCAUCUACCCAGAGGCAGACCCCGAGGGCAAUCCGCUGAACACUGAAUAUGGCUACUCCACGUACAUGGACCACCAACGGGUGACGGUGCAGGAGAUGCCCGAGAAGGCCCCGCCGGGACAGCUUCCGCGGUCGGUCGAUGUCAUUUUGGAUGACGAUCUGGUGGAUAAGACGAAGCCAGGCGAUAGGGUUAACAUCGUGGGGGUCUUCAAGUCCAUCGGUGCGGGUGGCAUGUCAGGAGGCUCAUCUUCAGACCACGGUAACAAUGGGCUGGCAGGAUUCAAGACGCUGAUCAUUGGCAACACCGUUUAUCCUUUGCACGCGCGCUCCACCGGAGUGGCAGCAAGCGAGCGUCUUUCAGACACCGACAUCAGAAACAUCAACAAGCUGGCAAAAUCGGCAGAUGUAUUUGACCUGCUUGCGCAAUCGCUGGCGCCCUCUAUCUACGGGCACGAACAUAUCAAGAAGGCGGUGCUACUAAUGUUGAUGGGGGGUGUUGAGAAGAAUUUGGAGAACGGCUCUCACCUGAGGGGUGACAUAAACAUUUUGAUGGUUGGUGACCCUUCUACUGCAAAGUCACAGAUGCUGCGCUUUGUGCUCAAUACCGCCGCACUUGCGAUUGCGACUACUGGGCGAGGCUCUUCUGGUGUCGGUUUGACUGCCGCUGUUACCAUGGACAGGGAAACAGGCGAAAGACGUCUGGAAGCGGGUGCAAUGGUGCUCGCAGACCGCGGCAUAGUGUGUAUUGACGAAUUCGACAAGAUGUCCGAUGUGGACCGGGUUGCUAUCCACGAAGUGAUGGAACAGCAAACAGUGACGAUUGCCAAGGCGGGUAUCCACACGACACUGAACGCACGUUGUUCAGUGAUAGCAGCAGCCAAUCCUGUAUUUGGUCAGUACGAUGUUAACAAAGAUCCACACAAGAAUAUUGCUCUACCUGAUUCGUUGCUUUCUCGUUUCGAUCUACUGUUCGUGGUGACCGAUGAUAUUAAUGAUGUUCGUGAUCGUGCAAUUAGUGAACAUGUGCUACGGACCCACCGGUAUCUUCCUCCAGGGUACAUGGAGGGAGAACCUAUUAGGGAAGCGAUUAAUCUGUCUCUCUCAGUUGGUACUGAUGGUGUUUCUAUUGACCCUGACGCUGAUGAUGACACCACCGAUAAGGUGUUUGAGAAAUACGAUCCACUGUUGCAUGCAGGUGCUAAACUAGCUAAAAACCGUGGUGACCACCGUGGCGCCGAACUGCCAAAGGUUGUAUCGAUUCCCUUCAUUCGUAAGUACGUUCAGUACGCGAAGGAGCGAAUCGUCCCAGUGUUGACGCAGGACGCAGUCAACAUAAUCGUGAAAACCUACUGUGACCUGAGAAAUGACCAGAAUACCAAGAAGUCGCCGAUUACUGCUAGAACGCUGGAAACCUUAAUUCGUCUGUCCAACGCACACGCUAAGGUGCGCCUUUCUAAGCUCGUAGAGGCCCGCGACGCUAAUGUGGCGGCGCAGCUGCUACGUUUUGCCCUGCUUGGAGAAGAUCUAUCAAGCACGGCUUCCGAUAGCGCACUACAGCAUUCUCCUAGGAAGAGACAACGGACACGCAUGUACACUGAAGAGGAACCAGCCCCUGCACUUCAGCAAAGCCAUUCCGGAGCAGACGCCGACGCAACUAGUAGCUCCAUCGUUGCUACCCCUAUUCGCGCACGGAAUUUGCCGCGAGAUAUUGAUCCAGAUGCAUCCGAUGCAGAAGACGACGGUGACGCCGUGUACUUACCAGAUUCCAUUACCUCGCUCACACCUAUGACCCGACUCCCGCAUGAUGAGGAACUAGAUCUUCAACGUCGUAUGGAGCGGGGCCUGCGCGUGUCGCCGCGGCUUGCCUCCCGGCGUAUCCUUUCCGACUCGGAAAACCUGCCUGCUCAUCCUCCAACUUCUGCCGCUUCCAUGCGCCAGCAUCUGCAACAGGCUGCCCACUCGCCAUCUCGUGCGCCAGAUGAAUCAGCUACUGUUGAACACAUAGAACCCGGUUCUAUAUCUCCAGGAAGGCUUUCUAUUAUAUCCGGUAUUAUUGCCCGUUUGAUGCAGACAGAUCUGUUUGAGGAUGAGCAUUACCCUAUAAUCGCGCUCCUGGAGAAGGUCAACGAGGAGCUGCCGGAGGAGGAUAAAUUCUCGAUGGAAGAAUACCUUGCAGGUCUGAACAUAAUGAGUGACAGGAACAACUUGAUGAUAGCAGAAGAUAAGGUAUGGCGAGUUUAG
Messenger RNA from Eremothecium gossypii ATCC 10895, 2832 nucleotides. It is a transcript of the gene MCM3, whose product is annotated as MCM DNA helicase complex subunit MCM3. The transcript has a single exon. Gene Ontology annotation, cellular component: nucleus; MCM complex. The record is from RefSeq and is marked provisional. Bases 1 to 2832 code for a protein of 943 amino acids. Gene Ontology annotation, molecular function: single-stranded DNA helicase activity; ATP hydrolysis activity; ATP binding. NCBI's taxonomy places the organism in Eukaryota, Fungi, Ascomycota, Saccharomycetes, Saccharomycetales, Saccharomycetaceae. Gene Ontology annotation, biological process: mitotic DNA replication initiation; DNA strand elongation involved in DNA replication; double-strand break repair via break-induced replication.